Molecule: messenger RNA, 303 nt
Organism: Coprinopsis cinerea okayama7#130
Lineage: Eukaryota; Fungi; Basidiomycota; Agaricomycetes; Agaricales; Psathyrellaceae
Exons: 2
Coding region: 1-303 (100 amino acids)
Source: RefSeq, a predicted model, not a curated record
AUGGUCGUACAAUACCACGACAUUCGUGAAUCCACCGAGGUCCCUGUGCGCAUUUCUGGUGCCCGCGCGACAGAGAAAAAUCCGUACACGCUCUGCCUGGGCUGCAACGGCCUCAUGGAAGCCUCCGAGGGGUUCGAACGGACCAAGGAGCAUAAUUGGCACGAAGAGUGUAUCAAGGAUCAUAGCGAACAUGAAUUGGAGGAUGUUCAGGCAGCAUUGAAUACCAAGUUGCCCACGUUGGAGGCUCGAAGUCGUGUCGGGAGGAGGUUGAAGGAGGAGGUCGCUCCUGUCAAGCUCCGCUAA